Macrosteles quadrilineatus (aster leafhopper) is the source of this 754-nucleotide messenger RNA. RefSeq lists its product as uncharacterized. Gene Ontology annotation, biological process: peptidoglycan catabolic process. The record is from RefSeq and is a predicted model, not a curated record. NCBI's taxonomy places the organism in Eukaryota, Metazoa, Arthropoda, Insecta, Hemiptera, Cicadellidae. The transcript is spliced from 4 exons. Bases 125 to 733 code for a protein of 202 amino acids. Gene Ontology annotation, molecular function: N-acetylmuramoyl-L-alanine amidase activity.
ACCAUUUAAGAAGAAAACUCCACGUGUUUUAAAUAAAUUAAUGUUAUUUCACAUUGGUUGUGUUGUUUUCUAUUUUCUUUAUUACAUAUGGCUUGACGUCAAACAUUAUUUUACAUAAUACAAAAUGGACGAGUGGUCAAAAUACCAGAUGCAAUACAAUGAAAACGGCCAAAGAAAGGCUGGCAGAGAGUGGAACAGUCCUCACAUGAACAUCAUUACCUUGAACGCAUGGAAAGGUCCUGAACGUUUAGUACCCUACCCUUUCACUAAGAAGCCGUACCACGUGUUCCACAUGAGCACAUUCACAGAUGUAUGCCGCACGCCGUAUGAGUGCGAAAUGGUUCUACAAGCGUUCAAAACCCGCAACGAAUCUAAGAAGAAAGCCGACUUGAGGUUCAAUUUUAUUAUAGGUGGUGACUUGAACGUAUACGAAGCCCGAGGUUUCCACUCUCAGCCCCUACUGCCUUUGCAUUAUCAUAGCAGCUUCGUCAAAGUAGCAAUACUUAUUGGAUACGUCGGCAGAUUUGAUAAUAAUACUGUCCCCCAAAACAUGUGGAAUCUGGGAUGCCACUUUGCCUAUUAUGCUGCCAAAAACAGAUUCCUGAUGACCGAACACAAACACCAUCGCAUAUUCGACAGACCACCACUCUCCAGCUACGGUAACAUAAGACAGUUUGGAGACAGAGCCAAUACAUUCAAUGCCCCUCCAGAAUCUGAGGAAGAGUACUUUUAGGAAUUAAUCUUAUUACAAUCA